AAACCUUCCACCGUCGACCCGGAGCCGACAAACCGAGCACACCUGCGUAUUAACAUAUUAUAAUCGUGUUUAAAUAGCACACGCUGUAUCCAGUGAGAGUAGCUGUAUGGUAAUUUGUCGGAGCAGCGGAGUAAAUAGGGGGGUGGGUCAUGAGCUCUUCUUCUUUUUUUUUUUUUUUUUUGGUUUUGCGUGUAUGUGUGUGUUUUUUGACCAGCUGAAAAUGGCGGCUCGGAGCGUCGAAUCGUCCUAACUUUAUCGCACAAUAAUAAACAGAACGACAUACACAGCUGUUAUCGCGUAACAUGGGGAGAAACUUCACUCAGAGGCCUCGGACGCUCUAGUUUGGGAAGCAACUUUGACCACUGCGGUUGAAAGGAGUUAUAACGCAGAGAGAUGAUGGAGGAUCCUCAUACACGGUACAGCAAACGCCUGCGUACAGGUACACGGCGCCGCUACCAAGACGAUGGAAUCUCAGAUGAUGAGAUUGAAGGAAAACGGACGUUUGAUCUGGAUGAAAAGUUGCAGUGCGCCAGGUUUAACUCUGACUUGAUCAAACACAUGGAGGGUAAAGAUUUCACAUUUGAAUACAUCCAGAGAGAAGGGCUCAGGGACCCCAUUGUCUUUGAGACAGGGGAUGGCCUCGGCAUACAAAUGCCAGACCCUGAUUUCAGCGUGAGUGAUGUCAAGUUGUUUGUUGGUAGUCGACGUAUUGUAGAUGUGAUGGAUGUGAACACCCAGAAGGGAAUUGAGAUGUCAAUGGCUCAGUGGCGGCGCUACUACGAGACGCCGGCGUCAGAACGAGAAAAGCUCUACAAUGUCAUCAGCCUGGAGUUCAGCCACACCAGGCUGGAGAAUCUGGUCAAACGACCGUCUUCGGUGGACCUUAUCGACUGGGUGGACAACAUGUGGCCCCGACAUCUCAAGGAGAGACAGAGAGACUCCACUAAUGCCAUAAUAGACAUGCAUUAUCCCAAAGUACAGAAGUACUGUCUCAUGAGUGUGCAGGGCUGCUUCACAGAUUUCCACAUUGACUUUGGAGGCACUUCAGUCUGGUACCACAUCCUGCGAGGAGGAAAGGUGUUUUGGCUGAUUCCACCCACACCACAGAACCUGGAGAUGUACGAGAACUGGGUUUUAUCAGGAAAGCAGGGAGACAUAUUCUUGGGUGACAAGUGUCACGACUGCCAGAGGAUAGAGCUCAAGCAGGGCAACACCUUCAUAAUCCCAUCAGGGUGGAUUCAUGCCGUUUACACCCCAGAGGACACGUUGGUGUUUGGUGGGAAUUUCCUCCACAGCUUUAACAUCCCCAUGCAGCUCAACAUCUACAGCAUUGAGGAUCGCACACGGGUGCCACCAAAGUUCCGUUACCCGUUCUACUAUGAGAUGUGCUGGUAUGUCCUGGAAAGAUACCUCUACUGUCUCACCAACAUCUCCCACCUCACUGCUGAGUUCCAAAAAUACUCUCUAGGCAUAGGACUGACCCCGGCUGAUCUUGAAACCACUGAACAGACCGGGAAUGGCACCUCCAAUGGAGUUGACAGCGACACUGAGAAAGAGAAGAUCGAGUUUAAGGAUGUAGAAAUCAAAGAAGAAGAGGCAGCUCAUGUUAUAGCACCUCAACAUGUGCUGACUACCUUUGAGCUAGAGGGACUGUGGAACCUCUUAGGGAAGCUGGAGGAGCUGCCGGCCCACAAAAAGUGUGUCCCUGAAGGCAUCGGGAACCCCACAGCCCUGCUCGAGGACAUGAGGGCUGUUCUGAAGGAGCACGCUGAUGAUACACCCCAGCUGUCCUACACUGGGGAGCCCAUUGUGAAGUGGCCUGAAAGGCCAGCAUGGUACCAGCCCCCAGCUCCCCCUCCCCCUGUCAUUUACCGUCCACGCUUGGGUCCCACCCUCCACAAGCCCCUUGGCCAGAGGCGAAACAAACGCUCCUCCAUCUCAGCUCUGAGGCGCAGACGGGUGAGGUGCAAGCGCUGUUCCGCCUGCUGCAGGAAGGAGUGCGGCGAAUGCCACUACUGCCAAGAUAUGAGGAAGUUCGGCGGGCCUGGACGCAUGAAGAAGAGCUGUAUUAUGAGACAGUGUCUUGCUCCUGCUCUGCCGAACACAGCGCGAUGCACAUUAUGUGGAGAAGGGGAAUCGGAUGAAUCAGAUCCGAGCACUUACUCACUCAUGGAGUGCUCCGUCUGCUCGCAGAUCGCCCAUCGUCAGUGCAUUAAGGAACCUGGGGAAGGGAAAAUCAACAAAGAUUUACCCAGCUGCUGGGAAUGUCCCAAAUGUUACCAAGGCAAAGACUCAUCAGAGUCCUCAAGCGAUGAAGAAAGUGAAGAAUCAGAGGGCUCCACCUCCUUGCCACUGUCCAAACUUGCGUACCGGGAAGGCAUUGGUGUCGGCGAAGGGGUGAGACGAGGGAAACGAAACAGACCCGCACCCCGACCCACAGCACCGCCACCUUCUCAGAAACUGCUACUGCAGCAUCAGCAGAACCGCAAGCGAGCAAGUGCACUGGAGCUCAGACUCAAGAAGAGGAUAAAACUGGAGCGCAGCAAACUCUUAUCAAAACAGUCGUCCCUGGACCGUUCUCCCAGGCUGCUGAGCUCCAGGUUGCUGUCCCGGCUACGCUCUCCAACCAGCAGACUAUCUCAGGGCAGAGGUCGUGGCUCCACCUGGGCCAGUGGCUCCUCUUACCACGGCUCUCUAGGCGGUACCAGGUCCUUCCAGCAGCAGCAGCAGCAGCAGCAGUCUUCCCACAGUCUGGUACUAGAGCCAAAGGGAGAGCCUCGCAGAGGGAGGGGAAGAGGGGUAAGGCUGCGGGGAGGCGGAGCAGGAAGAGGAAUCAGAAGUGGUAGAAGCCAUGGAGAGAUGGAAGAGGAGAGUGAGGACAGCAGCAGCAGCAGCACAAGCAGCAGCAGCGAUGAUGACGACGACGAAGAGGAGAGGGGGCAAAGCAAUGGGAGAGGACUGGAUAAAGAGAACCAGCCACAGUCGAGGAGAGGAGGACGGGCAGCCAAAGAAAGAGAAGAGGAAGGGGGUGAGGUGGCCAACCAAAAUGGUGCAGAGGAGGAGGACGAGGAGGAGAUGGAGCAGGACAGUCAAACUGGGGGGAAAGAUGGCUCCUAUCUUAAAGUGACACUUCAAAAGCCACCCAGGGCCAAGCGGGACCCGACAGCAAUCGUCCCCAAAUUAGAGGCUGUUGCCCCUCAAACUGCCACUUCCACAAUACACAACCAGACCAGAGCCCUUGUCAGACCCCCCAUUAGAAAUUGUGGCCCCUGUCCGGAUCAGCAGUCCAAUAGGCACACAUCACCACACACUCGCAGUGGACUCACAAUCACUCGUACCUCUCACCCAGAGAGGCCGGAGGCCCCUAAAAUAGCAAAGCCAAGCAGGCCAUCUAAACUAAGCAAUGGCGCCUCUUCUUCUUCUACGUCCGAGCUUCCUCAUCUCCGCAUCCCUCUGUCCGCCCUGCAGGAAGGAGGCAGCGAGGCGGACAGGGAGAACGGUGGGAGUGGUCCGGGCUGCGAGAGGGAGGUGUGGGUGUCUGUCUUCCGCUACUUAAGUCGAGCAGAUCUCUGCGUCUGCAUGGCUGUCUGCAAGAACUGGUACAAAUGGUGCUUAGACAAACGGCUUUGGGCGUGUAUUGACCUGAGCGUCAAACGCACCAUCACUCCUCAGGCCCUAACAGGCAUCAUAAAGAGACAGCCGGUCACGCUCGAUCUCUCCUGGACCAACAUCUCCAAAAAGCAGCUGAACUGGCUUGUUGGACGCCUGCCUGGGCUGAAGGAUCUGAUGGUGUCCGGUUGUUCCUGGUCAUCGAUUUCAGCUCUCUGCUCCUCUGGCUGCCCUCUCCUCCGUUCUCUGGACCUGCGGUAUGCAGACGGGGUCAAAGACUCUCAGAUCAGGGAUCUCGUCACUCCUCCAGGCUGUGACAACCGCAGUCAGUUGCGGUCCAUGCAGUGUUUGCGACUAGCAGGCCUGGACAUCAGCGACUCCACUCUGCGCCUGGUGAUCCGUCACAUGCCCCACUUAACAAAACUGGACCUCUCCCACUGCAACAGCCUCACCGACCACUCCAUCAACCUGCUGACUGCAGUGGGCUCGUCCACCCGUAACACGCUCACAGAACUCAACCUGGGAGGCUGCAGUAAACUGACAGACGCGUGUCUAAAGUAUCUCCGCCGCCUCUCCUGCAUCUCACUGCUCGACCUGCGAGGCUGCAAAGGCGUUUCCCGCAAAGCCUGUGAGGCUCUCAUCUCCGAGCUGUCGGUCAACAUGCUCUACUGCCUAUCAGAUGAAAAACUGAUCCAGAGGAUAUCCUAAGCACCCGCCUCCUCUGACGGCAGAGGUGAUUUUUGGGUGCAAAGACAAAGAGAGCUGAUCCGGAUGUGAAACUGUGUGGCACAAAGGACUCAGACUGGCAGGGAAGUUCACAUGCACCUGUGACACAUAAAAGGAGGGGUGGGGUCUGAACUGGGACUCACGUAACUGGUGUUGGUGAAGGGGGUUCUCAUAUAAAACAUUUUUCCAGUGUACCUAAAAUGAGACUCAGGAGCUUUUUUCUGUUGUUAUUUUAGGAAAUAAUUUUGUGUGGAAAGAGCAAAAUAUCUUCUUUUUGUUUUUAAUUGCCAUAAGUGGGAGAACGGGCAAUUAAAUUAGUUGUAUCCUGCACAUCCUUCGGGUGACCGAGUGCUCAGCUCCUCCGUGGACAGACGCCAGUCUUGACUCCGAUCCUGCCUUGAGAAGGUGAUCAGCAAAGACUUUUUGAGUUUCAUGACGGGGGUAAAACGGCUUCGCUCUGUUUGGUAGAUCCCCAUAAAGUCUUAUUUAUCAAAUGGAUAAUUUUCACUCAUUUGAUUCCGGCUACAUUUGGGUGCUCCAGUUAUUUUUUCUACAUGCAAGAGAGCGGACGUUAAGUUGAUGGUUUAUGCUUUAUGCACAUCUCUGCUUGAGAUUUUGUAUUUUUUUUUUUUUGAAAGGUGACUCGUCUUUCACAUCACAGCUUGUAAAGUGGGUGACGGUAGCGACCUGUGUUCACCAGUCUUAUGUUCAGCUUCAUAAAGCACUUUUGUGCAGCAGUAGUCCAGUGUUAUAAGCAUACAUGGACGUCGAGUGGAUGUGGUUAUAAAAGGGUAAAAAAAGACAGUGUGAGAGGCAAUCGACAUGGCAGCGAGACCUCACCCCCAGCGGAGGUCAGGUUGUAUUAAGUGCGUGGACGGGGUAAGCCAGGUGUCAGAUAAAUGGUGCAUCUUCAAACAACCGCUAGACUUCAGGUGCUAUUAUUUCCAAACUUGCUUUGUUUUUGUACAGAGACAACAUUUAGAGCAUAAGUGUUAAUAUUCUAGAUGAAACUGCUCCCCCACCCUUCUUUGAUACACUUUUCUUUUUUCUUUCCAUGGAUGAAAAAUGUGAGUAUCUACUUUUCACUGAAUUUCAUGACCUUGUCCAAUACAAACGUAGAGAUGUAUGAUUUAUUUUUGUUUUGGUUUUGGGCUGGGGGUGUUGCUCAUUUCUUUGUUCAAGUGUAGUGGUUCUAUAUCAAAAAAGGUCUCCUUCCCAGAACUGAUCUCCUCCAGGCCAUAUCCUCUUCAAAUGAAUAUAAGUAUAUAAAUAUAUACUUUUGUGUAAAUGUGUUUUUUUUUUUUUUUCCUCUUUUCGAGUAUCAAAACGGGAAUCCUGUAGCAUUGUAAUUAUUUUCAGAAGCCUUUUUCACGUUAUGUUAUUUGUGUUAUUUUUCAAGAAAAAUUAAAAAAAUUAAAAACAA
Messenger RNA from Acanthopagrus latus (yellowfin seabream), 5758 nucleotides. It is a transcript of the gene kdm2ab, whose product is annotated as lysine (K)-specific demethylase 2Ab. The record is from RefSeq and is a predicted model, not a curated record. Gene Ontology annotation, biological process: regulation of transcription by RNA polymerase II; protein demethylation. Gene Ontology annotation, molecular function: protein binding; transcription coregulator activity; histone demethylase activity. NCBI's taxonomy places the organism in Eukaryota, Metazoa, Chordata, Actinopteri, Spariformes, Sparidae. Bases 394 to 4317 code for a protein of 1307 amino acids. The transcript is spliced from 23 exons.